CACAACAGCACUGUUUUGACAGUGAUUUGUUGAGGUUUGCCAUUACUAUACAAUUACUGUAUAAUUAACGGCCAAUGAUUAGCACACAAUCAGUGACUCAGUGACCACACUAUCUUACAUGAUAUCUAACUCAUCAGUGUAUUAGUGAUACUGUAAUGAGAUUGUGAUUUAGAGAUAGAGAUAGUGUUGCUGUCAGUGAACUAAUGGCACAUAUGUUGACUCCAGACAAACAGUGGGUUGAUUGGUGUCCAGCACUUGCGCUCACAGUCACAGUGAUACUGCUGCUACCGGUGCCCACUAUAGUGUGUCAGUCACCACAACCAUCGGGUUUGUGGCCAACCACCACAUGUAUGGCCAGUGGUACGGGUGCGUGCGAUGGUGGCGGUGGUGGUGAUGGCAGUGGCAGUGGUGGUGAUAGCAGUGGCAGUGGUGGUGAUGUCUGGAGUUGUGCUGAAUUGGAUUACUGCGACGAUGUGUUGGGCUUUGAGGCGAUCUCAUGGCUGCACCGGCAGUUGGACGACGACGGCGAUGGCGAUGUGGAUGUGGUUGAGAGCAAUGAGGUAUUGCAUGGAUUGUGUGGUGGAGUGUUCUUGAGAGACGAGUUGAAGUACGAGAACGGAUACGAGACCAGACAGAAGGCAUUCCACGGCAACGACAAACACAUUACUGUCGACGAGUUGUGGAGGGCGUGGAAGUCUUCGACGGUGAGGAACUGGACGGUCGACGACACGAGGGAGUGGUUGUGCGAUGUGGUAGAGUUGCCUCAAUAUGUGGACACGUUUGCCAACAAUGCUGUGGACGGACUGGCUCUGCCCAGACUGGCCGCCAAUACACAGUUUAUGGCGAUUCUUGGUAUCAAUAAUCCAAUUCAUAAGCAAAAGCUGGCGUUGAAGGCGAUGGAUGUGGUGUUGUUCGGAGCGCCCAAACACCACAACUAUCUGAAAGAUGUUUUGCUCAUAUGUUCACUGCUUAUAGCUAUAGUAGGCGUUUGGUUCGCAUACGUUCAGCACAAGUACUCGCAGUCGCACCUCAAGAAAAUGAUGGCAGAUAUGGAUAGCUUGCAGAGAGCCGAAGAGCAACUCAUGGGACUGCAGACAGAGCUCGACCUCACGCGACAACAGCAGCAGAUGGUUGUCAAGGAAAAAGUGAAUUUGGAGAAGAAGUUGAAGGAAAAUGAGUCUCAAAUCGAAAGGUCUGCCUCUUAUACGGCACUGUCAGAGGUGUGGCGUAUAUCUGAACUCGAAGACCAGUUAAAGCGAGUGAACGAAGAGCUGCGGAGAGCGCAGAACGCAGGCGUGUCGUCGUCCAGAUGGGCGCCUCCCGUGUCGUUACAACAGUGGCUUCAAUUGACACACGAGCUCGAGAUCCGCUCUUUUAAUGCCAAACGUUGUGCCGCAGAGUUGCAGUUAUACGCCGCCAAAGAGGGGUGCGACAAACUGCGUAAGAAGAGGGCCUCCCUGUUGGGUGCGUUUCGUGUGGCGCACGGGAACUCCAUUGACGACGUGGACAAUCGCAUCCUCGAGGCCAAGACAGCCCUUUCCGAAGUGACUAAAGAUCUACAGGAAAGAGUGAAGCGCUGGCAACACAUCGAGAUGUACUGCGGCUUCUCCAUUGUGCACAACCCCGGUAUUGCAUACUUAGAACAGGCUCUGUAUGGCUCCCCCGUCACCACUCCUGUUCCCAUUGGCCUCUCACACGCUGGCAGUGAGACUACUAUUGUUGACGACGACUCUCUCCACUUACGCGGCUACUCAAUGGUUAGCUUAAAUGAUGAGGACAUGAUUGGUGAGGACGAAGAGACAGACAAUGAGUGCAAUCCUAGUGACAGCAGUAGUAUGAAAGAGGACCUCAAACAACAACUCUCUGUAUCUGUAUCUAUGGGUCGACCAAAAAUGGUUAAGAGUUAUAGUGAAGACCAAGACUCGAGCCAUAGAUCUCAAUGUGGAGGAGAGUUGCCACUCAUAUGUCACUCGGAGUCGUGUAGUGAACUGCAAACUCUGCAAACAUUACCACCGCUAACAAGUGUUUCCAAUGGUUCCAGUGAUUACCAUCUAAUCAAUAAUAAUAAUAAUACUAAUGAAAAGACCAGUGAGACUAUGGAUGCAAAGGGUGCCAACGGUGCCAAUAAAGGUUUAGCCCAACAGACAAACACUUGUGGGGACAGAGAGGACAGAGAGGACAGACGCGUGGAAAAGAAGCGCACAUUCUUUGGACUCAGAAAACGUAAAAACUCGAGACAUUGA
This is a messenger RNA of Oppiella nova, 2243 nucleotides long. NCBI's taxonomy places the organism in Eukaryota, Metazoa, Arthropoda, Arachnida, Sarcoptiformes, Oppiidae. The record is from the annotation of a GenBank genome assembly.